This is a messenger RNA of Cotesia congregata, 417 nucleotides long. NCBI's taxonomy places the organism in Eukaryota, Metazoa, Arthropoda, Insecta, Hymenoptera, Braconidae. The record is from the annotation of a GenBank genome assembly.
AUGGUUGAAGCUAUGAGACAAAGCAUCGCUGAUAUGAUCAAGGGCAUCGAAAGAUACAACCCCGUUCACUUGCCAACAUUGGAGCAGUAUGUUGAUGUCCAAACACGAGAAAAUGCCUACGAUUUAGAAGCUAACUUAACUGUGCUUAAAUUGUACCAAUUGAACCCUCAGAGCUUCAAGAACGAUGUUACUGCUCAGAUUUUGUUGAAAGCUCUCACCAAUUUACCUCACACUGAUUUUGUUUUGUGUAAAUGUCUUUUGAGUGAAAAAAUUCACUGGGUGAAGAAAUACGGCUGGCAAGAGCAGAGUAAAAAUGUUAUUUUUAUCGCCAACCAGGACGAGAACAUCAAAACUAAAAACAUCACCGAGAAAAUUGAUUUUGAGAAUGUCGCUGGACUUAUGGCUGCUUGUCUCUAG